AUGCCAGAGCUGGGGGAGGGUUGCUCUCAGCUGGUCGCCGCACUGCCUGGGAGCGACACCUACUACAUUGUAGUGUACCCCGUCACCACAUUUGUCGUGCCCGGCACUUCCAACAAAUUUGAGGGCGACAUUGCCGUGGGCAUGGACGCCCUCUCCAUAGAGAAGGUCAUGGCUGCGUUUGAGGAGAGCGGCCAGGUCCCCAGCAUCAACAGCAUCCCUUACGAGGCCCACUGGCAUCCCUCACCCUUGGGCCAGCUGUUCUACUACAGUCCCCCCCUGAGCACCCUCGUGGACAUCAGCACCUGCUUCAACGCCACCACUGCCCCCACAGUUGUGUAUCUCCUGGAUGGAGAGACCCUCGAGCAGAUCAGUGUGAGCGAGAGCGGCGAGGUGUGCGGCGACCUCCUGGACCAGCCCGUGACAGAGGGCAAGGCGUACCUGAUCCUGGUGACAACCCUGCGCCCCUCCGUGUCCCUCAGCCGCACUCCCCCCUUGGUUCUCAUGACCCUGGACAUCUCACCGGGGGCCCCCGGGGCAGGCGUGGCCCUUGGUGAGAUGGCCGCCGCUGGAAUUUCUGGCGACGGGUACCUGAUGGCCCACCAGGUGGGCGACGGGUCGUUGGUCCAGCGGGCACUGGUGCCCUCCAAGCAGUGA
Auxenochlorella protothecoides is the source of this 654-nucleotide messenger RNA. RefSeq lists its product as hypothetical. Lineage: Eukaryota; Viridiplantae; Chlorophyta; Trebouxiophyceae; Chlorellales; Chlorellaceae. The transcript has 4 exons. The record is from RefSeq and is a predicted model, not a curated record. Bases 1 to 654 code for a protein of 217 amino acids.